ACUUUGAACUACUUAACCUAUAAUAAUAAAAAAACAAAUGAAAUAAAAACAAUAGAUUAGUUAAGUGGAUAUGUGAUCAUAGUGUGCACGAUGGCAGAGACUGCAGCUAAUUAUUACUUAACGUCGGAGACGAACCCUUCGAUAUUCGAGAUCAUAGCGCAGAAAUCGCUGAACGUGACCCUCGAACCCGCGCUAAGAAAGGUCGCCGAGUUCCUUGCCGCCUCCAGCCCAAACCGCUUCGGAUGGCUGAAUAAGUAUUACGAUGAGACUUUCAUGGCUUUGAAUGGUUUAUUGCAAUACCAUUACUUGAAGAACCAUAGCGCUUCAUUUGCCGAGUAUUUUUACGGAUUGAAGCGGAUACGUUUAGACGAUUACGAGAUUACGAAAUGCGAAAAGAUAAUGUCUUGGAGCAUCUUGGUGAUUCUGCCUUAUCUGAAGAGCAAAUUGGAGGAGAAACUUCAGGAUUACAGAUUGGGCAUCGCGGAACAAUCCAUACCGAACAACAAUUUCAAGGGUAAAUUGAUUAGAACGUUGAUCUUGGCGCAUUCGGGUUACGAGGCGACUUGGGGCUCCUGGGUUCUCAUCAACUACCUGAGGUACAUGUCUAACAUAGAGGAAUCUCAGUUACCUGCGCUCAAGUUGCUGCAGCUCAAACUGAUCUACUCGGACGUCGAGAACGAUUUCCACUCCUUCUGGUCGUCACUCCUCAAAGGUCAGAUGAGCUUUUCCGAGUUGAGCGUCGGUUUAGCGCAGAACGCCGUCCGAAGCACUCUGGAGAUUUCGGCUUUCUUCGUGCAAUUCCUGCAGGCUUGGAACAAGGAGAAGGCCAACUUCAGCAUAACCGCAUUACCAUCGAUUCCUCCACCAGAAUUGGAUAGCAAAGCGAAAAAUUAUAAAGAGAAAUGCCCAAUCUGUUUACAAACCUGGAAAGUACCUACUGUUCUUCCAGUCUCCGGGUACGUCUUUUGCUUCAGCUGCAUUAUAAAUCACCUGAGAGAAAACGGGACGUGUCCUGUCACAAAUUACCCUGCAAAAGCUAAAGAUGUCAUACGGUUGUAUUAAUUCCUUUUUAAUUUUUUAAUUAUUUCAUCAUUCGGUCUAAGGAUUUGUACAUUUU
Molecule: messenger RNA, 1117 nt
Organism: Nicrophorus vespilloides
Lineage: Eukaryota; Metazoa; Arthropoda; Insecta; Coleoptera; Silphidae
Gene: Pex12
Product: peroxisome assembly protein 12
Exons: 5
Coding region: 91-1062 (323 amino acids)
Biological process (GO): protein import into peroxisome matrix; protein monoubiquitination
Cellular component (GO): peroxisomal membrane; peroxisomal importomer complex
Molecular function (GO): protein binding; ubiquitin-protein transferase activity; zinc ion binding
Source: RefSeq, a predicted model, not a curated record